Molecule: messenger RNA, 651 nt
Organism: Mucor velutinosus
Lineage: Eukaryota; Fungi; Mucoromycota; Mucoromycetes; Mucorales; Mucoraceae
Product: Fructose-bisphosphate aldolase 1
Exons: 1
Coding region: 1-651 (216 amino acids)
Source: RefSeq, a predicted model, not a curated record
AUGGAUCCAUUACUUGCGAUGCCGCCCUCUGCUUCUACUUCCACUAUUAAAAGCAAUCACCACCCUCAUUAUGAGAAAUCAUCAACCACAACAGUCAUCUACGACAUACCACUACCUUUGAUCACAAAUAACAUAUAUAAACCUGCAAGAGCCACAACUGAGCGAAUACCAACUACCACAUGGGGCUCGUUCACUGCUAUAGUCGUCGUUUUUUUAGUCAUCUUGACAUGCUUUAUUUUGAACUGCAGUUGCAUUCGACGUAAAGUAAAUGAGAAAAGAAUGGAUAGACUUGGAAGGUCUGGAUCACUGUCCUUUGAAAGGAGACAUAAAGAAUUACAAGAAGCAGAUCUCGAAUGGAACAACCAUCCUCCAAUGGUGUUUACAAACGAGAAAUUAACGACACCUGAAUCGACAUACAGCAGUAAACAUUCGACCAGCUCCACGUCGUCAUCUUGGUCCACUGCAAAUUCGACUAUUGCUCAAAAACACCAUUAUCAAGACAAGAAUUUCAUCAAGAAUCAACCACCCAGUGUCCAAUUACGAUUAACACUGGAAAAUGCAUCCAAUUCCUCAUUGUCAGAAUAUAAAAGACCCGUAAUUCCACUACUACAACAACAGCACUUUGUACCAACGCCAUCGAAUCAAUCAUAG